Molecule: messenger RNA, 2139 nt
Organism: Drosophila serrata
Lineage: Eukaryota; Metazoa; Arthropoda; Insecta; Diptera; Drosophilidae
Product: glycerate kinase
Biological process (GO): protein phosphorylation
Cellular component (GO): cytoplasm
Molecular function (GO): glycerate kinase activity
Source: RefSeq, a predicted model, not a curated record
GCUGUUUUGAAAAAUGAUAAGUAAACCUGGAAUAUUAACAUCAACGCUGAUUAGGAUCGGCCGUGAUCGACAGCUACACCUUACAUAAUGGCCAAGCGACAGACCUGGGAUCAAGUUCGUCAGAUCUUUGUCCAGGCGGUGAACGCCGUGCAUCCGGAGAAGAUAUUCGCAGAAUCCCAGCGUUUCGAUCUGCGUCCUCAGCCGAGUGAGAAUCCCAACGAGAUCUGUGUAAAACUAAAUGGCGAAGGACAGGAUAUCACUGGAAAGACCUGCCACAUCGUGGGAUUUGGCAAGGCUGUCCUGGGAAUGGCCAACAAGGUGCACCAGGACCUGGGCCACCACUCGGUAGGCGGGGUCUUGAGUGUUCCAAUAAAUACCCUCAAGCAGUUCCAUCAACCCAUCGCAUCUGGCUUGAGUAUUUACGAGGGAGCACCCAACAAUUUGCCCGAUGAGACUGCCCUUAAGGCAGCCCAGGCUAUCAAAGAGUUGGCCAAGAAGAUGACUUCCCAGGACGUGCUCCUCGUUUUCAUUUCUGGCGGUGGUUCUGCACUGCUGCCCCUGCCCAGGGCUCCCUUAACGCUGGAGGAUAAGCGUUCCAUUGCGGACAAGUUGAUGAAGCGAGGUGCCAGCAUCCAGGAGCUCAAUGCCGUAAGGAUAGCCUGUUCGGACAUCAAGGGUGGCCGGUUGGCCACCUUCGCAGGCCAAGCAGGUCUCCUCGUGACCUUUGUUCUCAGCGAUAUCAUUGGAGAUCCCUUGGAACUGAUAGCCUGUGGUCCCACAAUUCAGCCUGUAAACGGCUCAGAAACGGCUGCAGAAAUUCUCAAGAAGCACCAGGUGUGGCAAGAGCUCUCGCCGGAGAUUCAGAAAGUGUUCGAAUCAUCGGAGCAGCAGAUAAACUCUUCCCUGCCACCUCACAAGGUCUUCAUCGUGGGCAGUAAUGUGAUAGCCACCACAAAGGCUGCAGAGGAGGCAGAGAAACUUGGCUACAUUCCCUGUGUGCUCAGCUGCUCCGUUCAAGGUGAUGUGGCCCAAGUGGGUGCUGACUAUCAACGCCUGCUGCAGGGCAUCCAGGAGGCAAAGCAUCAUGGCAUACAUGACCAACAGCUCAGGGAGAAGUAUGCCUUUGAAGAGGAGAGGUUUCCGGGUUUCAGACGAGCUCUAGAAGAUCACUUGGCCAGCAAGAAGCCACUGUUUCUCAUAUGCGGUGGAGAGCCAGUUAUUAAAGUCACAGGCCAGGGAUUGGGCGGACGAAGUCAACACUUGGCCCUGCUGAUGUCGCAGGCCCUGCAUCGUGAUGAGGCCAUGAGGGAUUGCACCUUUUUCAGUGCCGGAACCGAUGGCAUUGAUGGACCCACAGAUGCAGCCGGAGCCAUUGGACACAGCAGUGUGAUUGAGUCUUAUUUGGGUGAUCACACGCUCGAUGAACUGGCCGAGACGCUGCGGAACUGCGAUAGCUACAACUUCUACAAGAAUCUCGUCGGGGGAGACUACCACGUGCUCACCGGACACACGGGUACCAAUGUGAUGGAUCUGCAUUUUCUAGUUGUGCCUUAGACCGACGCCCGGGCACAUAUGUGGGGCAGCUCGUCGUUAAUGGAGCUGCUCUUGAACCGCCACGACGGGCAAUAGUCGUUUAAAUUUGUUUUUACGAUUUUCCUCUUUAAUUUUGCUCUAUGAAAUUUUUACGACUUUUUUCAUUAACAUUUUUAAUAUCCAUUCAAAUUCAAAUAUUUUGUGAUCUUUAUGCUCUGCGACGCUCUCAAGUGACAGCAUAAAAUGGCAAUUAGCUUUCUCGCCUCGCGGUGCCAUCAUUUCCUAGUUACGAAAUCGGCAGCCCAGGCGUUAAAUGAUGCAUUUCUUGGUCUGGGGAAUAUUGUCGCGAUCGUAAUUAUGUGGCAGAAAGCUAUGCGAUAAAUCAAUUUGUGUAUGUGAUCAGCGCAGAAAGCAUAAAUAUAUCUGAGUAAUUUCCAUUUAAUUUCCAUUUCUUUUGUACUGCGUCUCAUAAAAAUGCGCUGCUAAUAAAUCAUCUUAAUUGUUUGAAACGCCAAAGGCAAACAGUAGCAGCCAGGCAGGCGAGCUAGUGGCGGCGGGCAACUACAACAAUAGCCAGCGAUAAUUGCAAUUAAAAAUGUAAAUUUA